Molecule: messenger RNA, 2766 nt
Organism: Patiria miniata (bat star)
Lineage: Eukaryota; Metazoa; Echinodermata; Asteroidea; Valvatida; Asterinidae
Product: CDGSH iron-sulfur domain-containing protein 3, mitochondrial-like
Exons: 3
Coding region: 127-513 (128 amino acids)
Cellular component (GO): intracellular membrane-bounded organelle
Molecular function (GO): 2 iron, 2 sulfur cluster binding
Source: RefSeq, a predicted model, not a curated record
GAUUCGUCAGGCGGCAUUGGCGAAAACCGGGCGCACUGUUGCCAGACUAUUUCAAAUGUAAACAGAAAACGCGAAGAUCGGUCCCGGUAAAAAACGUAACGGCGUCUGCUCUGAAACUUCUUCAAAAUGUCUAACCUAUUAACGAAAACAAGAAGCCUUCUUGCAAGAUAUAGAGGUGUCCAACUUUAUGGGGAUAUUGUGAGACUGCAACAAGUUCGCUAUCUUGAGGUUGGGCGCAAGGGGACAUACAUCGCUAAGAAAAUGCCAACCACAGCCAAACUAGAAGCAGGCAAGAAAUACUGGUGGUGUAAAUGUGGCCUCAGUAAGAAACAGCCUUUUUGUGACGGCGCUCACAAGCCGACCAAAUUCAAACCUGUGAUGAUCAUGGUCGACAAACCCAAGACGGUUCUACUAUGCCGAUGCAAGCAGACCAGCAAAGAGCCCUACUGUGACAUGACUCAUGUCGGAGUCAUGUUCUCAUCCUUUGGUAAACGACUGGGGCUUGUCAAGUAAACUCAGUUACAGUCAUGGUGCUUUUGCAAAAAACAGAAAGGAAAAAACACCUUUAAUUCCUGUGGUGUUUUUUGUAGUUUGUUGAAACUUGUGUACAUGAAAUGUGCCUUGUGGAUUCAAGUUCUAAUACAGAUGCAGCUGACAGGAAACUGUUCAAGUAGAGAAAGUAGACCAUUUAGGAAUACAUGUUAGACUAGUUCGGAUUAAAUGGUAAACAAGUUGAAUAGCUUGUCAGAGGUGCUUGGUUUUACUUCCAUGUGAACAAUUUGUGUCGAAUAAUCUCUAAACUUGGGUCUUUUUGACCAAGAUCAUAAAGAUCAGUUUUAAAUGGUGUGUGGUGAUAUCCUUUUUAGUGGGGCUGCAUUCCAGACAAGUUUGCCAAAAUUGGUAAACCUUGGAAAAGCAUACUGAUUUUAAUUGGUAUAAAUGGUACGACGCCUUGGAUGUACAUGUAUGUAUGUUUUGUGUGUCUUACAAUAUUUCCAUGAUGUGAUUGAACCAAUAAAUAUUAAUGGAAUAAAUAUGUGCUUGGCCGGUAUUAAACAAGUACGUUUAAAACCGGCUAGAGGCCUGGAUGCAGAUAAUGACCCGAGUCAUAUAUGACUCGAGUCAUUAUCUGCCGCGGCCAUUACCGGCCAAGCACAUAAUUAUUUCCAUUCAUACCCUUUCGGUCACAAUUUUGCUCAACAAAUUGUACUUCAGGUUUUGUGAAACAUCCCUCUAGCUACAUUGUAUGUUUAUGGUAUGUGCCUUGCGUGAGUAGUACAAAACAUCUUAUAUGGAGAUUGGCGCGCUUGUGGCGCACACUGCCCAAUGUGGCGCAAAAAGCAGCAGUGCUGGUGUAGUGUGAAGUUAGGACUCUAUGAAAUACGGACUCAUUGGUAUUCUGUGCAUGCCUAGUGAUGAUAAUUAGGAGAGUGACUGGUCACGUGUGGGCAAAAGGGACCAGAUUUCAUAGGAGUCCAAAUUUCGGGAGACACCAGAAAAAUGUUUAAAUAUCAGUCCAUCUUUUAUUAACCGUUUAAAACCACCAACGUAACAUGUUCUUGACCAAUAGGAAUGGGUAAACUGUAUUUAUGAAUAUUCAAUAUUCCACUGCAGUUGGUUCCCUUUCAGCAUCUGUGCCAAUGACAAUAAUUUGAAAGAUGUAAAGUGCAUAGCUUUGUUGUGAAUAUCUAACCAGUGUGGUACACUGUGUAGUGUACAUCAAGGGUAGGCACUGUGAAAAUACUGAUCUAAAAUGUUCAAAGAUUAUGUGAUACUAAAGUGACUUAACCUUAAAUCAAUUAUUCACAAUAACUUCUAUUAGCUCUUUUUCUGGUUAUUGUGCAUUCACUCUGCAUGUCAUUCACAAUUUUGGACUUGCAAACAAAGUGAUACAACCUGCAGAAAUACACUACAUGAUGGAAAUCUGCAUAUUUAUGUUUUGAAUCUAAAAAACCUAAAUAAGCUUUAAAAUAUUGUCAGCCACCUAAAAAAAGCCGUUAAAGAAUCUUUUUUUUUUCAAAAUGGCUCUGAUGCUGGAGUUGACGUGGAGUGCCUUGGCCUUGUGGUCUGGGGCAUUGAAUUGGUGGUCUGCGGGUAAUUCUGCAGGUUGUGGGUUCGAGUCCAGCCUGCGGCUAUGAUGUGUGUGCUCUUGGGCAAGGCACUUUGUCACACUCAUUGCUUCUCCCCGCCCAGGAGUAUAAAUUGGGUACUUGUGAGGGCAAAUAUGGCAGCAUCGAGCUGUUUACUCCCAGGGAGCUGAGAGUGUCUUUAUAUUGUUUCAUUGGCCCAAUGAGCAGGGUAAUAAUGAUGUAGCGCCUUGAGCACCAAUAUUGGUGGAUACUUGCACUUAAUAAAAAAUACACAUUAUUCCCCAUCAUCAAUUGAAAGGACAAAAUGUGAAUAUCCACCAUGCAAAGAGUUCUCACAGAUUACAUCAUUUUCACGAUGCUGAAAGUGCUAUUCUCAAGUAUUAAAUGUUUUUGGUUCAAAUCUACAACACAUGCAGUUUUUGCAGUUCGUCAUGUUUAUGAACAAAAAAAAGAUUAUUCAAAUUUUCUAUUCCAAAUCAAUCUUGAUGCAAUAAAUGUAGUUGAUAUAAUUAUACUUAUUCAGCGCUAAUUAGAUUACUUAUAUGUGAUAAUAAUGUUUCCCAUGGAAGCAUUUUGUGUGUUAAUGGUAUACGAUACCUUUUAAAACUCAAAGAAACAAGUCGGACACGACAUUGUAAUGAAAAUAAUAAAUAUUUUAUUACUUCAAACAACUUAA